AUGGCGCGCGCACACAGCCGGCAGUUGGAGCGGAAGAAGAGUCCACGGGCCUUCUCCCCACCGCCAGAGCCUGCCGCUGAGGAGCGCGCAGCCAUGGUCAUCCAGGGUGCCCUGCGGCAGCACCUGGCCAGGAGGGAGCUGGCCCGGCGCAGGCAGCGGCAGCAAGAGUACCAGGUGCAGAUGGAGAAGCUGCAGCGGGAGGCCUUCCUGGCCGUGGUGCGGCGGGAACAGGAGGCGGCCCGGCGGCGGCGCGAGCAGGAGGAGGCGGCGCAGCGCGAGCGGCAGGAGGAGCUGCAGCGCCGCCGUCGCCUGCUGGACGCGGCCUUCGACGGGGACGUGGCGGAGAUCCGCGCGGUGCUGGAGGAGGCGGAGCAGCUGCUGAGCCGCCAGGGCGUGGGUCGCGACGCCGAGGGCCAGGCGCAGCGGCUGCAGCGGCGCGUCGCCCUGGUGGAGUGCGAGGACCGCCACGGGAACACGCCGCUGUCCGAGGCGGCCGCGGGCGGGCAGCCCCGCGCCAUCCAGCUGCUGGCCGAGCUGGGCGCCAGCCCCAACAGCAAGGGCGCCUUCGGCCGGACGCCCCUGUACCGAGCGGCCUUCGCGGGGCAUCUGGAGGCCGUGGAGCUGCUCCUGAAGCUCGGGGCUGACCCCCGGGUCUACGCCGAUGACGGCAGCACCCCGGAACAGGUGGCCUCUCUGGAGGCGGUGGCCAGUGUGCUGCAGUCGUGGGACCUGAGUCUAACCGAGGCCAUGCUCCAGAACAUGGACGCAGAGCACCAGCGCAGGGUCCAGCAGGCGCGGGGGCAGCAGCAGGCGGAGGCCAGGCGCCUGACCCUCAGGGUGCAGCAGCUGGCCAAGGUGCAGCAGCGCUGCCAGCAGGAGCUGCAGCAAGCGUACUGUGAGCUGAGCUGCAGGAUUGCCGAGAGCGAGGCAGGCUGCGGCAGGUGCGUGGGCAGGACGGAGCUCAUGGCACAGGCCAUCAGGGACGCGGAGGCCCGCGUGGACGGGCUGAGGCAGGAGGCGCAGAAGGCAGAGGACGCGCUGGCCACGGCCAGGCUGGAGCUGCGGGAGGAGCCCCAGGAGGGGGAGGACACCGCUCCUGGACUGAGGUGCAGCGUGGCCGAGCUACACGACGUGCUCCUGAAGGACGUGGGCGACCGAAUCCGAGCUGACGGCCGGUGGCCUCUUGUCAUCGACCCCUCGGGCCAGGCGGCCACCUUCCUGCGCUACCAGGACACCAACUAUGUGGACGCCGUGAACCCGGAGCACAUGAGGCCCGAGAGGGUCCGGCUGGCACUGCUGGGGGCGCUCAGGUACGGGAAACCACUGGUCUUCGACCUGCGCGAGGUGGACCUGUUUGUGGCCGUGCGGCAGCAGCUGGAGGCCGUGCAGCCGGGGCUGGCAGGGGCACUGCUAAGCCGGGCACUCCUGCAGCAAGAGCGCUACCUGGGGCUGCUGCGGCCUGACGACGGCCCCGAGUACAGCCCCGCGCAGUUCCAGGAGGCGCGCCUGCAGCGCUUCCGUCUCCUGUUCGUCACCCAGGCCCGGUGGCCGCCGGCAGAGCAGCUGCGGGCACUGCUGCCCGUGCGCGUGCAGCUGCCUGGUGGGGGCCUCUAG
Ochotona curzoniae (black-lipped pika) is the source of this 1614-nucleotide messenger RNA. RefSeq names its product IQ motif and ankyrin repeat containing 1 (gene IQANK1). Gene Ontology annotation, cellular component: nucleus; cytoplasm. The transcript is spliced from 11 exons. Bases 1 to 1614 code for a protein of 537 amino acids. Gene Ontology annotation, biological process: regulation of barbed-end actin filament capping. Gene Ontology annotation, molecular function: protein binding. NCBI's taxonomy places the organism in Eukaryota, Metazoa, Chordata, Mammalia, Lagomorpha, Ochotonidae. The record is from RefSeq and is a predicted model, not a curated record.